AUGGAAAUUUACCAAAUCCUGAAUUAUCGCCUCUCAAUACCUGCGUCGACCGAAGAGCGGGACGUUGAUUCUAACAGGAAUAUUACGGAAGAAACUAAUUCAGAAACUCUUUUCCAUGUUGAAAAGCCGUCGUCGUCGUUCCAAAAACAAAAAAAAAAACUAAUUAAACCUGUUAAUAACCAAGCUGAUAAGGCUUUUGUGGACUGGCUAAAAACCAAAAAACGUAAUGAAGAUGAUCCACGAAAAAUGUUCCUUCUGAGCUUGCUACCCGACAUACAAAGUCUUUCAGAUGAACAAAUGAGCGCCUUUAGAAUAAAAGUGUCGAUUCUUCUAGAAGAAAUUAAAAAACCAACGUCUUCAGUAAUUCAGUCACAGCUGCACCAAUAUAGAGACUAUUCUCCGAUUUCCUCCGUUAAUUUCCAUACUCCACUGGUCCCAUCCACACCUUCUCCAAUAAAUUAUUCCACCGACUCACAAGUUUUCUCUGGGUAUUCACAACCACAAGUUUUAACACUGACCCCUAUUAAUUAUUCCCAAAAUAUUAACGAUUUUGAAGAUUUCGCAAUAGAAUAA
This is a messenger RNA of Parnassius apollo (apollo), 573 nucleotides long. NCBI's taxonomy places the organism in Eukaryota, Metazoa, Arthropoda, Insecta, Lepidoptera, Papilionidae. The record is from the annotation of a GenBank genome assembly.